Colletotrichum gloeosporioides is the source of this 975-nucleotide messenger RNA. Its product is annotated as putative methyltransferase tdiE. The coding region runs from base 1 to 975 and encodes 324 amino acids. NCBI's taxonomy places the organism in Eukaryota, Fungi, Ascomycota, Sordariomycetes, Glomerellales, Glomerellaceae. The transcript is spliced from 9 exons. Gene Ontology annotation, molecular function: methyltransferase activity. The record is from RefSeq and is a predicted model, not a curated record.
AUGGCCGCUACAAUCGAACCUUUGCCCGUUGAGGCGGAUGUCAUUGCAACUGCCGACGAUGGAGCGUCCAUUGACGAGAGAAUUACUUCAUACACCGCAUCCAUCGCAAGCAGUGUUGUAGAUUAUCCUGUUGAAUAUGGCCGACGAUUCCAUGCCUUCCGGCGAGGCACCUACAUGAUGCCCAAUGAUGAUCUUGAAAUAGGACGCCUUGACGUCGCCCACGCCAUGGUGGUCCGAGCCAUUGGGAACCGACUUUAUCUGGCGCCUCUUGAGAAGGAGAAAGUACACAAAAUUCUCGACGUCGGUACCGGAACCGGGAUCUUCGCUAAAACGCAGCAGAUUCUCGGAACUGACUUGAGCGCCAUUCAACCCUCAUGGGUACCUCCGAACGUCAAAUUUGAGAUUGAUGAUGUAGAGAGCCCGUGGAUUGAGGACAAGAAAUAUGACUACAUCUUCGUUCGGCACAUGCUUAUUUCCAUUGCGGAUUGGCCGAGAUUGGUGAAGAAUGUCUUUGAUCAUCUCAAACCCGGAGGCUGGGCAGAAUUCCAGGACAUGGAUGUCCAGUACUACUCGGAUGAUGGCACUUAUACUGAAGACCAUCAGACGCGAAAGUGGAAUAAGGAUCUUGUCCGUGCCUGCGAGAUGAUCGGCAGAACCGGUCGACCUGGACCACAGCUCAAGGGCUGGAUCACAGAUGCCGGAUUCCAGCAGGUCACCCACCAGAGGUUCAAGUGCCCAAUGGGCCCCUGGCCAAAAGACCCUCAUUAUAAGGAAGUGGGCAUGCUCAACUUGAUCCAGCUGCUGGAUGGACUGGAAGGUUUCUCCCUCAAACUCUGCUGUGAUGUCCUGGGGCAGUCGAGAGAGGAAGUUCUCGCCAGGCUAAAGAAGGUUCGGGAGGAGCUGAAGGACCCGUCCAUGCAUGCAAUCUUUGACCAUCAUGUGGUUUACGGCCAGAAGCCCGAGAAUAGUAACUGA